AUGCCCAAAGCUACUACACCCUCCCGCUCCGCCGGACGCAGACACAACCCCCUCGCCGAUGAUAUCCUCUCCACCAGCCAGGUACGAACAACGACAAAAUCCGGCAAGAAACGAUCACACAAGUCCGCCAAUGACGACGACGAUGAUGAUGCAGACAACAGAAAAGAGGCAUUCAUAGAUGCCAAGGCCUCGCGCAAGAUUUUACAGAUUGGUCAAGAUCUCGCCGAGGAAGAGGCUGUGGAGCAACAGAAAAUUCUGGAAGAGGCGGGCGCAGGCCAGCAACAUAAUAAGGCGUUUGAUUUUUCGACGAGGUUUGGGGAUGAAGGUGAUUAUAUUUCGGACGACGAAGAAAAGUUUGAGGAGGGGGAUUGGGAGGAUGAGGAUCUGGACAACGGGGAGGUCGACCCAACUGAUUUGGACAUGUUUAAUAAAUUCAUCCCGGCUGGCGACCAAGAUCCCAUUUUCGAUCCGAGCGAAGAAGGCGAGGAGGGCUCUGGGAUUAACCUUGCAGAUUUGAUUCUUCAAAAGAUUGCCGCAUACGAAGCGAAUCAGUCUGGUGAUGGUCAACAAAUCAAAGGAGGUGGUGCGCCAGAGGAUGCCGUUCAGAUACCCGCGAAAGCAUUGGAAGUAUAUGAAAAAGUUGGGAUGAUUCUUUCGCGGUAUAAAUCAGGACCUCUUCCCAAACCAUUCAAAAUUCUACCGACGUUACCACAAUGGCCUACGCUUCUCGAUAUCACACGACCUGAUACAUGGACUGCCAACGCCGUCUACGCCGGGACAAGAAUAUUUAUCUCCUCGAAACCGGCCAUUGCGCAGCAAUUCAUCAACAUGGUGCUACUCGAACGGGUGCGCGACGAGAUUCACGAAACUCGCAAACUCAACGUGCACGUCUACAACGCGUUGAAGAAGGCUCUCUACAAGCCAGCCUGUUUCUUCAAGGGUUUACUAUUCCCGCUUAUUGCUACGGGGACAUGCACACUCCGGGAAGCUCACAUUGUCUCGUCGGUUAUCGCUCGGGUGUCCAUUCCCGUUCUGCAUUCCGCUGCUGCAUUGUUACGACUAUGCGAAAUUGCAGCUGAGCAGACAUCGGCGUCGCUGUCGUCUGAAGGCACGGGCGCAACCAACAUGUUUAUCCGCGUCUUUCUCGAGAAGAAAUACGCCUUACCUUACAAAGUCAUCGACGCACUCGUUUUUCACUUCCUCCGCUUCCGAGCCAUGGACAACAAUGAAGAUAGCAUGAUGGUUGACGGAAACCGUCAGUCGGCCGCUGCAGCGAUGAACUACAAAUUACCCGUGCUUUGGCACCAGUCCCUCCUCGUCUUUGCGCAACGAUACCGAAACGAUAUCACCGAAGACCAGCGUGAAGCUCUGCUUGAUUUGUUGCUUGUGCGCGGCCACAAGGAGAUUGGACCGGAGGUUCGACGAGAGCUGCUCGCGGGACGAGGACGGGGUGUGGUUGUUCCCAGUGAAGAAUCAGCCGCUGCCGUGGCUGCAGGUGAUGAUACUAUGGAUGUUGAGAUGUGA
Talaromyces marneffei is the source of this 1524-nucleotide messenger RNA. RefSeq lists its product as uncharacterized. Gene Ontology annotation, biological process: rRNA processing. Gene Ontology annotation, cellular component: nucleolus; preribosome, small subunit precursor; cytoplasm. The record is from RefSeq and is a predicted model, not a curated record. The transcript has 3 exons. Gene Ontology annotation, molecular function: snoRNA binding. NCBI's taxonomy places the organism in Eukaryota, Fungi, Ascomycota, Eurotiomycetes, Eurotiales, Trichocomaceae. Bases 1 to 1524 code for a protein of 507 amino acids.